AUGAUAAACAAAUCAAUGUCCAUUUACAUCAAUAGAGAUCUGUGUUUAGAGACAGGUGCAAGAUUUAGAGAUUAUCAACACAUAUGUCUCUUUAAUUCAAGUACAGCAGAUAAUAUUUUACAAGAUGUCACCACAUGUCCUAAUAAAUGCAAUUUCCAGAUAGAUAAUUUGCAUUUGUACAGUAACGCUAUACAAGAGAUUAAUCUAACUAUGGGCAAUGGGGAAAAGAUGUUCCACACUUGUGCAAGAUCAUAUCAUCAUACUGAUGUAUAUCUAAAUAUCAACUGUUCAUCGUGGAAUCCAAAGGAAUACAUGACUUGGAAUAGUGGUUAUGCCUGCAGCAUAAACGAUGCACAGUGUAUCCAUAUCAACAACUACUGUGUCUGCCAUUGUUUGCCUGGAUAUAUUUUGGAGGACAAAAUGUGUUUGAAAAUGAAUGUCAGCAUUGGUGGUCUAUGUGGAUUUGAUUGGCAAUGCAAUGGAACACAAUUUGCAAAUGUUUGUGAUCAUGGUUUGUGUUCAUGCAGCCCAGGAUACAUCGAAAUUAAGAGGAAGUGCUUCAUGUACCAUGGAAAUCUAGAACUAAAUGAUUCGUGUGGGUUGACAGAGCAGUGUAUACAGCCCUUCUCAGUUUGUUUAAAUGGAACAUGCAAAUGUAUGGAUGGUUUUUCUCCAUUUGAUACUGAUAGCUGCUUCAAAGAUACUGUUCCCGUCGGUGGGUUUUGUAGCUUAGACGAACAGUGCACAGGGAGUGAUAAUUCUGGAAUAUGCGGACACGGAAGAUGUUCCUGUGCAAAAGAGUUCAUACUUAUUGACUUGGCUUGCGAAAAAGACAUGAAUAUUAGAGCGAAGCUUGGGACAUUUUUUGGCGGAUUUAUUCUUGGUGCGAUUGUUACUGCUGUCGUGACGACCCUAAUUUACAGAAAAUUUAAGUUUCCAAGCAUAAAAAUAAAGAAACCUGCCGUUUUGUUUGCAGCCAUUAGAGCAUACGGUGCUACCAGAAGUGCUCAAAUUUCUUAUACAAACGAUAAGAAGCAAAACGUAGCAAUCGAAACCCCAAAAGAAACAUUAGGAUACAAUUUGUAUGAAAAACAAGAAAAUGAAAGGUCCGAUGACGUCUAUAACCAUUUACACGAACAUACAGAGCAAGAUGACGACAAUUAUGACCAUGCAUUCGCUCCAUUAAAUCACAGUACGGAUCUCUCUGACUAUAAUCAUUUAUGUGAUAUUACUUCUGUUCAAUCUACAUCGUUGUAAAUGUUUUCCUCAAAACAGAACAAACACUAAUUUAUUGUAUAUGAUUUUUUUUAUUUCAACAAGUCUUUGUAUUUGUACAAAUAUUGAUGUCGUUAUUAUCGUAUUUUGUCUAAGUAUGAAUUUACUCAUUCCUUGCCAAGAUUGUCAUAACACUAUGAACUGAAGAAGAAAAUGCACUAUUCCAAGUUCAUAUUUUACUAACGCUUUCUGGAUUUAACAAGGCCAAGUCAAUAUA
Molecule: messenger RNA, 1492 nt
Organism: Magallana angulata
Lineage: Eukaryota; Metazoa; Mollusca; Bivalvia; Ostreida; Ostreidae
Exons: 10
Coding region: 1-1257 (418 amino acids)
Source: RefSeq, a predicted model, not a curated record